Exaiptasia diaphana is the source of this 1565-nucleotide messenger RNA. Its product is annotated as putative ZDHHC-type palmitoyltransferase 8. The record is from RefSeq and is a predicted model, not a curated record. The transcript has a single exon. NCBI's taxonomy places the organism in Eukaryota, Metazoa, Cnidaria, Anthozoa, Actiniaria, Aiptasiidae. Gene Ontology annotation, molecular function: palmitoyltransferase activity. The coding region runs from base 26 to 1048 and encodes 340 amino acids.
CUUGGAAACCAUUCAGCCAUUCAAAAUGGCGAAUAUCAUCGUCUUCCUGGUUGGAGCCUUCUCUUUUGUCAUCGUUUGCGGCGCUGUAGUAUUUCAAAUCUUACCUAGACUYUUCCCAAAGAUACGCCAAAAGCUMCCUGCACAAAAUGUCAUCAGUUACAUUCAAACWGUACCGAUUCUGUUCAUGUUUGCGAGUUUGGUKUUCYUGUUUCUCUACAGCUACCUUCAGUCUCACGUCGGAAAGGACGCUUACUUCACAGUCCUUGGCUGGGCUCAUAUCCUAUGGGUAGCUUACGAUGUUGCUAAUGUAGUUUUCAACUAUUUAUGUGCAGUUUUGAUCGUUCCUGGCUACCCUCAAACCCAAGAAGAAUUCCAAAGAGAAAGAAGUUUCAUAAAGAAAUACGARAUGUGUGCCAAGUGCAACAGAAUUCGAAACUUCGGAACUCAUCACUGUUCSUGGUGUCAUAAAUGCGUGAGGAUGAUGUGCCAUCAUUGUCCCUUCACGAAUAAUUGCGUAGGACUCAAAAACUACGUCUAUUAUUACAGUUUUCUUGGCUAUGCUUUCGUUGGAAUGAUCUACGCCUGCUACCUUGGUUACUUCCCUUUUGCCAGCUGCUACAAGUACUUGGGGGCAAGCUUCAUGUCAGAAUUCCUAAAYCAUGGACAGUUUGAUGGUUUGCACCGUUAUACAGACUUCAAGUCCAAGAUCUCAGAGCAUGUGAAUGCCACAGAAAUGUGCCAAGAAAUGGGAGAGUACAUUGUAGUCCUUGCUCCUGUAGUUGUCAUAACUAUCUUUAUGGGGCUGCUUUUUGGUUUCCAAACUCUUCUUCUGCUSUCUGAUCUCUCCAUAGUGGAUUUCUAUGAAGUUAUGGGAAGGUCAAGCUCAGUCACAGAUUUCUUGCGAAGCCUUUAUGUUAGUAUUACAAAGAAAAAGAAAACAAGAUUUUGGAAGCUUGUUUAUGCACAGAAGAGUCGYUGGUGGAAGUUCUUUAUCCCAAGUUUCAUAGAUGUUGAUGUUGAUAAACUUGAAACAAAGAUGGACAUGUGACGUCUUCUUCUCUGUGUCCUCUACCUUUUCAAUGCAACCAUUUUGUGUGUAAAUACUUUAGGUUUCACCAUUUUUGACAGUUUUAUGGUAAUAAAAUGUCCGCUUUGUCAUGAUUGGCAGAAACACCAAGAUUGACAGCUCGACCUUGAUUGGCAACUUGACCAUGAUUGGUUGCUUCACCAUGAUUGACAACUUUAAUAUUUUUGAGUGCUUUACCAUGUUUGGUAGUUUCACAUUGAAUGACAGCUUAACUGUGAUUGACAGCUUCACUUCUGGAGCCAUUCAAAUGAAGAGUGCCAUUGAGGAAAACCUCUUCAAAAUCUAUCAAAAGGAAUUUAUAUUUGUUCUGGUGGAUAACUUAUCUUCCCUAUAAUAAUAUAAUAACUUAUACUUAACUCAUGGUAGGUAUGCUUGAUGGACCUUUUAUUGUCGAAAAUAAAACCCUUGUGUACAUUUUAGGGUCCUAAGCUGACUCCGUACCUUUAAGGGUAAAUUUUCGAAGAAUGUGAAAAAAAAA